UUACAGUGUUAGAGCAGAGGACAUGCGUUGAGACAGAUGGGGUUUUGCUGAGACACAGCGUCCAAGAAGACCAGCUUUUAGCACCAGGACCAGUUUCAGAAUGAAUGUCUGUCACCUACUGGUCCUCUGCAUCUUCUCAGCACUGACCAAUACAAGCGGCGGCCUCGUCAUCUUUCAAAGAACCGAGGGGAGAAACUUCACAAUCUUGUGGCAAUUUCUGACCAGCGGCACAAAGUACUUCUGCAAAAACGAAUGCAAAGACACAGACACUCUCGUUCAAACGAACGACAUCAACUCUCACGAUGGCAGACACAGCAUCAAGUAUGAACACACGCCGCCUGCAGGAGGAACUCUCUACGUCACAAUCCUCAAUCUGAACAUGGCUGACAGCGGCCGCUACAGGAUGGGUGUGGGAUUACCCGAACAUCCCGAGUCCUACAGGGACUUUGAGAUCAGAGUUCUUCCAGCAGCACAGCAGUAUGGAAGUUCUGUUCCCAGGCCAGAAGUCCACAUCCAUACUGGACCUGCGGGGGGCACGCUGGAGAUACAGUGUCCCUUCCAUGUUUCCAGGAGCACGAAGUUCUUAUGUAAAGGAAACUGUCUGGACGGACACAUCCUCUUGAGAACCACAGAAAACAGCGCUCGUGUGGGCAGGUACGGCGUGGACUUCAGACAGGAAGCCUCAAUAAAGACGUAUCUUCUGGUGGUCACCAUUGCCCAGUUGGACAAGUCAGACUCAGGAAGGUACACAUGCGCUUUGGGUCCAUCUCUGCGCUCUGCUUAUAUGCAGGAGUUUGAUGUCAGCGUCACUGAUGAUCUGCCACUGAAUAGAAAAGUAGAGUCAGAAGGUAGAACAGACUCCUCUGAGAACAGACCAACAGUUCUCGUGUGGCCCUUGGUUCUCGCUGGCGUUCUGGUUCUUCUGAUGAUUGCAGCUGGUCUGCUGCUUCUACACAAACACAAGCGAAAACCAAACUCAGAUGGCCCCAGAUGUGAGUUCUCCGCCCAAAACCCUCAGGAGGAAGACACCUACGAAAGCAUCCAAGAUUGCGGCGCCAGGGCCCCUGACCAUAGCUACUGUACUCUCAGACCAGCGCAACACAUGCGAUGCUAUAGCAACACUUGAUUGUUCAUAUUCCACUUUUUGUUUUCACCUCAGUGCUGAUGAUGUUUUAUGGCUUCAAUUGUGUUCAACUACUAAGUUACACAGCACAUCUCCUACUAAUAUGACCUGCUAAUAGAACGCAGGGGGGUGCUAUUAACAGAACGUCCUGAAGGGGGAGCAGCUAACACAGAAAAGCAUGCACAGCCAUCAAAGUACACCAUAUUGACACGCUAUGCUUUAUCCAAUAAUCAAGUACAGCUUUGUUUGUCAAACAACCAGAAACUUCCAUUAAGAUGUAUAUCGCGACGCAGUGAGUAAUUGUCUCGUUGGGAGUCAUGGACAUGAUUAAAUGACUGAUUAACUGAUUAACUAACAUGCACAUGUCAUGUGCACUAAUGGAGAGCAUCAUACUCAGAAGUAAAGCUACAAGUACAAACCUAUGUCCUCAGAUAACCCUGUCAUCUAUAAGCUUAUACCUUUUCUUGUUAUGGGAAAAAAUAAAGUAUUAGGGCCACAUUGAAAAAGACAAUCUGAAAUUUCGAGAAUAAAGUCAUAAAUUUACGAGGAAAAAGUUGGAAUAUUAGGAGAAUAAAGUCGUAACUUUACGAGAAUGAAGUCAUAAUAUUACGUGUCACCAUGUCAUACGUGUCAGAGAGAAAAUAGAGCAGAGGAAGGAAGGAAACUUUCCUCUUGCUUCAGGCAAGCUUUUAUUUACAAUGUGGCAGCAAAACAGAGCAGUUGAGCAUUUCUGCCCCUUCUCACUUGCACCUUCAUUACCCCCCUCCCUCCA
Messenger RNA from Dunckerocampus dactyliophorus (ringed pipefish), 1895 nucleotides. RefSeq lists its product as uncharacterized. NCBI's taxonomy places the organism in Eukaryota, Metazoa, Chordata, Actinopteri, Syngnathiformes, Syngnathidae. Gene Ontology annotation, cellular component: plasma membrane. The coding region runs from base 101 to 1126 and encodes 341 amino acids. The transcript has 6 exons. The record is from RefSeq and is a predicted model, not a curated record. Gene Ontology annotation, molecular function: transmembrane signaling receptor activity.